Messenger RNA from Oppiella nova, 6387 nucleotides. NCBI's taxonomy places the organism in Eukaryota, Metazoa, Arthropoda, Arachnida, Sarcoptiformes, Oppiidae. The record is from the annotation of a GenBank genome assembly.
GAUUCCUUCAGAGACUUACAGUUUGGAAGGAAUAGCAAACAGAAUGCGUUUCAUUGCCUUUUCAGCGCUCUUACUGUCGGCCGUCGCCCUCUCAGCGGCCGUCUCGUCGCUGUACAGACCGCAACAGUCGGUGCGUCUGACGCCCGGCCAGACCUACAUCUAUGACUACUCGUCGCGCCUCCUGUCGGGAGUGCCGGCGCUCGCCGACCAGUUCGCCGGUCUCGAGAUCGAGGCGCAGCUCAUCCUGCAGGCGGUGUCCGACUCCGUGGUGGCGAUGAAGUUGACGCAGAUCCAAGUGGGCAAACAUAACGGCGCCAUCCAAUCCAAUGGCGACGCAGUUAUGGACCACCAAAUCAACGCCCAAUACGAGCGCGAACUCACGAAACCCGUGCGCUUCGUGUACACCGACGGCAAAGUGAAGGCCUUCGAAGCCGACCAAUCGGAGCCCGAGUGGUCGCUCAACAUGAAGAAAGCCAUCCUUUCGCUCCUCAACGUCAACCUCGAGCCCAAGAAGAUCAUAAAGUCGCCGAAGAACAACCAGAUCCAGCGCCCGGACCACGAGCUCACGGUUUACCCCGUGUACGAGGAGGGAAUCGGCGGCAUUUGCGAGACCGUGUACGAGAUCGCGAACAUGCCCGACCCCAAGAACCCGGAGCCCGAGCAGGCGUUUGUCCUGAAUGUGACCAAAACCCGCAAUUACGACAACUGCUUGACUGAGCCGUCGAUUGUGAACGACAACUACGACGUGAGGGGCUGUCCGUGGGUUUGCCGCAAAGAGAAGUCCUUCGCGGCCGUCGCCGGCUAUUACCCGACGCCCGACGCCGUCACCGACCCCUACAUGAGCGGUUGUCCGUGUGGCUAUGAGCCGCACGAGUCGCCCGUCGAUGCCUUCAAUUUCGUCAAAUACAACAUUUCGCUCCAGAACUCCGUUCCGGUCAUCGAAAGCGUGUAUUCCGAGGGAAAGAUCGCUUACAAGACGAAUGGCGACGAGCUGUUGAUUAUUACCCAACAGAACCUCACUCUCAUCGCUUCGGCCAAUCGCGCCAACAUCCAGAUCCCCGCCAUCUUGCGGCCCGUGCGCCACCAGGAGCUGUCGUUCCGUUUGCCGAAACCCCAAUUGCCCGCCGGCUAUAAACUGCCGCUCGAUAUCCCUUACUAUCACCUCUUCGGCGCCCCGAAUGUCGACGAACUCAAGAACCUGAUCCCCGAGAUCCUCGACUCCCUGGCCUCCGAUAUCGUGGCCGGAGACAUCGCCUCCUCGAAGGACUCGAUGCAGAAGUCUGUGCAAGUGGUGAACGCUUUGGCAGUUCUUCCGCAACAGACCCUCAAAGAGCUGUUCGAAUCCAUCGCCCAAAAGGGACAUUCGUUGAGAGCGACGCCCAAAGAGCAGGUGCUCCGAAAGCUUUUCCUCGACUCCCUGCCCCUCGCCGGCUCCAACCAGGCGGCGCUCUUCAUCAAAGACCUCAUCCAGAAGGACAAAGUGACGACCUUUGAGGCCAAGGAGUUGGUGGAAGCCGUUCCUCAGAACCUCUUCCUCAUCGACACCGAGACGAUGGACGCCUACCUCGAGCUCUUCCAGUCGCCGAAAGUGCAGCAGCGCCGCCAUCUCGCGGCCUCCACGGGAAUCGCGUUCGGUAAGAUGGUCAAAGAGGCGUGCGUGAAGCGCCAACAGACUCCCGGAGACAUUCCCGACGGAAACGUCGUUCCCCACGCGAAGCGCAACCAAAACGCGCAGCUCGUGAUCCAGAACUCGCAGAACCCGCAGCGCGUGACUGUCCAACAGAUCAAGACUUCGAUUUCGGGACGAAUGAAGCGAUCGGCCGAAUGGGAGGAGUCCUUCUCGCAGGACGUCUGCUCAGAAGCCGAUGUCGCCAAAUACGUGCAGAUCAUUGGCCGCCUUCUCGACCAAUCCAACACUUUCCACCAGAAGGUCACUCUCAUCGAGACUCUCGCUCAUAUGGCCGUUCCCCAAGUCCUCCCCAUUCUCGAGCCCUACAUCUCGGGCUCCAUCUCCCCGGCCAAGUGCCCCGGAUAUGUGACCGAGAAGAAGUGGCAGGAGCCCGAGGAGUGCCAGUUCUUGCGCCAAAUCGUCAUCUAUUCGCUGAGUCACGUGACUGAGUACUACCCGAAGCAAGUCCUCCCCCUUGUCCUCCCCGUCUACGCCGACAUCUCGGCCCCCUAUGAAGUGCGAAUUGCCGCCUUCACGACCGCGAUGUUCGCCGACCCCGAGAAGCAGGUGUUGGACAGAAUCGCGUCCGAGCUCUACCGUGAGAACAACCGCCAGGUGCGCUCUUUCGUGUACUCGGCGCUCCAGACCAUCGGAAACAUCACCAUCCCGUGCUUCCAGAAGACCGCGCAAUACGCGUCGGAGGCCUACGAACACGCGCCGGAGUCGGAGUUCGGUUUCCAGUACUCGAAGAUGAUUGGCGACGGCUUUUACGACCAGAAGAAGGACUUCGGACUCUACGCUAUCGGCGAAUGGGUUUCGAGUAAUGUGUCGCGAGUGCCGCGCUCCGCCUACUUCUCGGUGGGCCAGUCGUCGGGACCCUUCCAGGACGAGCUCCUGCAGAUUGGAUUCAACGCCAAGGGAAUGGAGUCGCUCAUCGAGCGCGCCCUCGAGCCGAACGGAAUCAUCGCCGAUAUGUUCGAAGGAAUGCACGCGAAGAGCAAAGACCGCCGCGUGACCAAAAGAAACGCCGAUUCCGCGCAACAGGCGUUGGAAGCCCUCAAAAGCCGACUCAACCUCGAGAUGCGUUCGGAUGACGAGCCGAAGGCCACCGUCUUCUUCAAGCUCUUCGACCGCACUUCUUAUUAUCCGCUCGACAAACACUAUAUCCACCAACUCAUCGACGGAAUGGAGGACUCGCUGAAGGACAUCGCGCAGGCGCUGCUCCAAGGACAGUCCUACCACUACGUGAAGCUCGUGAUGCCGUCGCAGCUCUACAAAGUGCUGCCCUCGGAGUUGGGUCUCCCCGUGGUGAUCACUCACAGACACCCGACCAUCGUGUCCAUCAAGAUCGACCAGGCUAAGUUGCAAAUGGCCGCCGAGCCCAAAACCAUCUAUCCCACCGGUGCCAACAUCACCGCUCAGAUCCAGCCCUCGAUCUUCUACUCUUCGUACGCCUUCGCCUUCGCCGUCGACACCGCCGACCGCCAGGCCUACGGAACGCACGUCGAGAAGACGACUCAGGCCACUCUUCCCGUUGAGGUCUCCGUCGGCUACUCGCGCCCCAAGAACCUGAUCACGUGGUCUGUGAUCCCGAAGGUGCCCAACGAGAUCGUGUACCACCAGACGCAGUCCAAGACCUUCAUCGCGAAGGCCGCCAUUGCCGGCGCUCCGGACCGCGAUUGGCUGCAGGACUCGAAGGAGAUCAAGUCGAUGGCCGUGCCCUUCAAGCACGAGCACACCGUCGGCCAGGAGACGCUUGGCCUCGGCCUCCGCGUCCAACUGAACACUGAGAACCCGUGGGCCACGGAAGCCCUGUACUCCUCGGAAACCGCCAAAGAGCACGGCAUCGUCGCGGCCGCCAUCGAGGCCUGGCGUAACGCCGGACUCGCGCCCCGCGAACUGCACGUGCAGUUGGAGUCGGACGCCGAAGAGCCCGUCUCGGGAUACGACUUCACCGCGCGCUACAAGUGGAUCGAAGACGCGAACGAAGGCAAAGACAACGACGACUCUGACGAGAGCUCCGCCUCUUCCGAGUCGGACUCCGACGAGUCUGAUGAGUCCUCGGCCUCCCAUUCCUCCGAAUCCAAGAGCUCCUCGUCUUCCGAGUCGUCGGAAAGCAAGUCCUCGAAGAGUUCCAAGUCUUCCGAAGAGUCGAAUGAAAGCAAGUCUUUGAAACAACGCAUUCGAAACCGAAUGAAUAAACAGGUCUCGAAAUCGGCGGAAAACAAAUCGCGAUCCAAGAGAUCCGCUCACAAAGAGACGAACGAGUCUUCGGACGAGUCGUCCAACGAAUCGGGAUCCCAGUCGUGGUCCAAAUCCGGAAGCAAAGAGUCUUCGCAAUCGUCCUCUUCGGAGAGCAAGUCCAGCGAAGAGAAGAACAAAAACCGCUCCAAGAACUCGAAACACAACUCCAAGUCCGCGCGCUCCUCCGAGUCCUCCUCGUCCUCCUCCGAGUCCGAUGAGUCGCACUCCUUCGAGGACAACGUCUUCGACUUCGAGGACGUCAUGAAGCUGAUCCUCGGACAGGACUUCAAGCGUCGCGACAUCAAGAAGAUCACCAAACAGUUGGUCCGCAAGACUCAACACAUUUGGGAAAACAAUUGGGACGAAGACUACGACUCGUCCUCCGAAGACAAGUCCUCUCAAGACGAGUCGACGGAAGUGCCGCAAACCAUCGCUCACGACAUCGCCAUCACUGCCGUCGCGCGCGGCCCGCGUCCCACGUAUUACGCUGCGAACAUACUUUACGUCCACACCUAUGACCACAGAAUCGUUUGGCUGAAGACUGACGGACACAUCAAAGCGCCGAAAGGAGUGUACAUGCAAGUGCCGACUCUGUUCUGCGCCGACGCCGUCCUCUCCUACCCGACGAUUCCCAACGAGUUCUACUACGAGCCGACGCAACUCCAGUCCCAAAAGGCCAAACUCCAGGCUCAUGCGGGUUGGGGUCAACAGUGCCAGACGGAGGGCGGAGUCAUCGUGACGGGAGUGCUCGAGAGCACCGACGACCGCGUCAUCACCGCCGCCGACCUGGCCGUUCAGGACGGUUCCACUGCCGCGCACGUGCAGUCCUGGUUCUACCGCCAGUGUCAGAUCGACCGCUCGGAAGGCGCCGCCCAGUCGUACGCCUGCGAACGCGCGCUUAUUGAGGACUCGUAUUUCAAUCAACUCGUGAUGGAUAUCAAGUACAAGAAUGUCCCGAAGAGUGUCCAAAACUACACCCAAAAGGCCGCCCUUGCCCUCAAGGUCGCGCUUUACGAGCACAUGGACUCCGACCAGUUGGACGUCUCGAACCCCGAGCACCAGAUCCGUCUCGUGGCGCAGUACUCGUCGCGCAUUCCGGACCUCCAGUUGGCGAACAUUGAGAUCCAGACCCCCCGUGAAAACACGCGCUUCGAACGCGUCCACAUCCCGUAUGUGAGACCCGUGUCCGCCCUCCUGGCCACUCCCGAAGUGUACGCCAAUCUCGCCCAGGGCUACGACGCGACCGACAAAUGCGUUUUGAUGGAGGACUUUAUUCGCACCUUCGACAACGUGACUUUCAAAACUCCCGCCUCUCAGUGUCAGUAUCUGUUGGCCAAAGACUGUUCGCCGAAAGAGCGCUUCGCAGUCUUCGCGCAGACCCUCGACAUCGCCGCCAAGACCAAGAUCGUCACCGUCUUGACCUCCGGAGCCGAGAUCAAGCUCCUGCCGCCGCAACAGCAGAACGUGGCGCAAGUGGUGAUUGACGGCCACGCCCACGAAAUCACUUAUCGCAAGCCUUUCACUCUUCCCGGCGCCGACAAUGACGUCAGAGUGUACUUGAGAGCCACCCCCUCGGACUCCGUGAACCCGAUAAUCGUCGUGGAAAGCGAUUUGGAGGACUUGACCGUCAAAUACGACGGAAAGAACGCCAAAGUGGAGUUGGGCGCGAAGUACCAGGGCAAGACCUGUGGUCUCUGUGGAGACAAUAACGACGAGUCGGAGGAGGAGUUCGCGGGACCCGAUCUCUGCAUUUACGAGCACGCGGAAGACUUCGCUAACUCUUAUGCGCUCAGCGGUCAACACUGCGAACAGACGCCCAUCGCCAAAGGACCGAAGCGAUGCCCGAAAGACUACUCGUCUUCGAGCGAAGAGACGGUUGCCGUGAAAGAAGUGAAACACGUGAUCGGACCGAACGGCCAGAAAGUGACGAUUACUCGCCAGCAGAUCCAGCCGAACGCGCUGUCCAAUCAGGAGCGCUCGCAGAUCAUCCAGCAACAGUCCAAUGUGGAGGAGUUGGCGCGCACCGCCCAACAGCAGCAGGAGGCGCAACUCGCCCGACAGGACGGACAGCCGCUGAGCGCCGGACAAAAGGCCGCUCUUUUCGGCGCGACUCCCGACCAGCAAAAGAUCAUUCAGCGCCUGCGCACCCAAUACAUGGAACGUGACGACAUGGUGUGCUUCACCACCAGACCCGUGAUGACGUGUGUGAACAACGCCCGUCCCCUGCGCGUGAAGGCCCAGCAGUUGGAUUUCCACUGUUUGCCCAAAACCUCGCCUUUCACUCAACAACUCAUCGUUGAGGCGGAGAAGCAAGUGAUCAAACAGUUGGUCAACAAACGCGUCGAUCUGCGCCAACAGGUGGACGUGCCGCUCGCGUGUCAGCUCUAAGGAAACUCCGUUUUGGAACUCCUUUUACUUCAAUCUUUCUGUUAAUAACGCUCUUAUCUCUCAAUAAAUCGCAAAUUCUCUAAAAA